CGGAAGUCGAUGAAGGAGUUCUGAUGGGUUUUGUCUUCAAUGUUGACAUUCGGUGAUUAUCUGGACUGGUGAAUUUUGGAAAGAAGCUCAGUUAAAGAUCGGGUGAAUUUUCAACGCAUUCAUCAUGAACCUGGAACGCGUUCCCAAUGAGGAGAAACUAAACCUCUGCAGGAAAUAUUAUUUGGGUGGAUUUGCAUUUCUUCCAUUUUUGUGGCUGGUUAAUGUUGUGUGGUUUUUCAGAGAAGCCUUUGUAAAGCCACCAUAUACAGAACAGCAGCACAUUAAAACAUAUGUGAAACGAUCUGCCUUGGGGCUGUUACUAUGGGUUGCUGCGCUCACAACAUGGAUAACCAUAUUCCAGCACUUCAGAGCUCAGUGGGGAGAAGUGGCAGAUUAUCUCUCCUUCACUAUUCCCCUGGGCAUUCCUUGAAGUGAAAACAAAACAAAGAUUGUGCAAAAUUGCUUUCUACCUUCACUUUGCUUUUUGGUUUAUUUGCAAUUCCAGCUGGACACUAAGUGGAGUUAUGUCAAAUUGAAUUUGUGAUCAAAACUCCUGUAACACACCGGAGCUGUCCAUUUGAAUUUAAAUCUUUCUAAAUGAAACUGUUCUGGGAAGAUGUUAUAUUGUAAGUGUCAGAUUUUUAAUAUUGCCUAAAUACAAAUUUUUCAGAUGUAAAGAAUGGAAUUGCUGUUUUAAGCUUAUACCGUUUAAGCAAAAACACUGGAUAAAGUUUUUAGUUUGAAUUAAUGUUUCAUAUCUUUCUAAAAUUUCAUGAAAACAUUCACAAGAAUAAAUGUGACUGUGUUCUAGCUACCUGUAUAUUUUCAACCUGUUUAUCAUGGGAGAGUCAUUGUAUACAGCAGACCAUUGAUUUUGUUCUGAUAAAGUUCAAGGUUC
Molecule: messenger RNA, 898 nt
Organism: Scleropages formosus (Asian bonytongue)
Lineage: Eukaryota; Metazoa; Chordata; Actinopteri; Osteoglossiformes; Osteoglossidae
Gene: psenen
Product: presenilin enhancer, gamma-secretase subunit
Exons: 4
Coding region: 125-430 (101 amino acids)
Biological process (GO): Notch receptor processing
Cellular component (GO): gamma-secretase complex
Source: RefSeq, a predicted model, not a curated record